AGCAGGGGGAAAGAAAGAUGGCAAUGUCUCUCAUCCAAGCAUGCCGCAGCCUUGCUCUCUCCACCUGGCUGCUGUCCUUCUGCUUCGUCCAUUUGCUUUGCCUGGAUUUUACCGUGGCCGAGAAGGAGGAGUGGUACACAGCCUUCGUCAACAUCACCUACACCGAUCCACUAAGCCACCAGUGGAGGACAGAGAAGAGUGAGUGCGGGAGGUACGGGGAGCACUCACUCAAGCAGGAUGCCUGGGGCUUGGCGGUGAUGCCCUCUUCCCCGCAGGACAGGCUGGCCUGUGACCCGGCCACCAAGUUCUCAGUGCCAGCCAAUGCCAGCCGAUGGGUAGCACUUAUUCCCAAGGGGAACUGCACAUACAGGGAUAAAAUAAAGCAUGCCGCCUUGCAGAAUGCUUCUGCUGUGCUCAUUUAUAACGUGGGCUCCAGUAAUGCCAAUGAAACCAUCACCAUGCCACAUCCAGGUAUUGAAGAUAUUGUAGCAAUAAUGAUUCCAGAGCCUAAAGGAAGAGAAAUAGCCACCUUACUGGAAAGGAACAUUAAUGUGACAAUAUACAUCACAAUUGGAACACGGAACUUGCAAAAAUAUGUCAGUCGGACAUCAGUGGUGUUUGUUUCAAUAUCCUUCAUUGUCCUGAUGAUCAUUUCUCUCGCUUGGCUUGUGUUCUACUACAUCCAGAGAUUUAGAUAUGCCAAUGCACGAGACAGGAACCAGAGGCGACUUGGAGAUGCUGCUAAAAAAGCCAUCAGCAAAUUGCAAGUCAGAACCAUCAAGAAAGGUGACAAGGAGACAGAGCCAGAGUUUGAUAAUUGCGCUGUUUGCAUUGAAGGUUACAAGCCUAAUGAUGUUGUCCGAAUCUUACCAUGCCGACACCUUUUUCAUAAGUCUUGUGUGGAUCCCUGGCUUUUAGAUCAUCGCACGUGUCCGAUGUGCAAAAUGAAUAUCCUCAAAGCUCUAGGGAUUCCGCCAAAUGCAGACUGCCUAGAUGAUAUUCCUCCUGACUUUGAAGGUUCUGUUGGGCCUCCCACCAAUCAGAUCACAGGAGCCAGCGAUGUCACUGUGAAUGAGAGUUCAGUGGGAAUAGACCCCUCGGUCCGCACUGUAGGAGUGCUACAAGUCAUCCAAGAUGCAGAAUCUCUACCGCAGGUUGGGGAAGUUAGCUAUACAGCAAGCAGUGAACAAGAGCCAGCUGUCAGCAGUGACUCAGACAUCUCCUUGAUCAUGGCAGUAGAUGUAGGACUUUCAGAUGUGGAUCUUUCUACUGACCAAGACUGUGACGAGGCAAAAUCAUGAGCUGGAGCAUUGUUGCUGUCUGUAGGAAAGUAAUAGGAGAAGAGGACAAAAGACCAGCUCUCCUGGAGUUUGGACAAAUCCAAAAAUUAUAAACCAAUCACCACCACCAUAAAUCUCCAGCACACUCCAUCCUGGUCUGAUCAUGAAAAGCAAUAGCGCCCAAUGCCUGCUAUGUGCUGCACAGUUUCUUUCUGUUGGGCUCCCGGUUGUGUUGAACAGGGAGCAGAGAGCUCCUUGGUUCCUCACCUGUGCAAGGCUUCCAGAUGCAGGCUUUCCUGGUGUGGAUGGUAGAACAAAUGGAACGCAAAUGAAAUCUAUGAUGCUGUUUAAAAAAAAAAAAGAAAGCAUAAAAUUAUAUUUUUUUUGUUUAUCCAGUUUUAAUCAGUAUAUUCAGUCCCCAGUAUAUGGGCGCAUCAUUCUAUGAUCCAUUUUAUUUCAAGUUCCCGGCUUUUCAUUGUUUGGCAAGUAAACAAGGAGAGGUCAUAAGUCAAUACUGUGCCCUAAUCUGAAGACAGCUAUGGUUACUGCUUGGGCAGCCUUCCCAGAUGCACUCAAGAUGAAAUGUCUUUUAGCAACACUGCCUAGCUUCAUGUGACCUGCCAUUCUCCACUGACUGCAUAAACAAUGUUUGCUAUUUCAUUACAUAGCAGUGUAAGGCCAACAUGGUCACGUUGGCAGGAUCAGCCCUGAUUUUAGACUUCAGGAGAAUCAUAUAUGUAUAAAAUAUCUUCCCACCUUUAAAACUGUCAGUGGAUGCCCAUAAUUAGGAGCAAUUAAGAAAGAUGCAUAAAAACCUAAAUUUCUGCCCAAUCCCCUCAAUCACUUGCACCCCAGUUGAAAAGGGAAAGCUGGUGUUCUUACUAUACAGUAGAAAGGAUUCAUAUAUUAUGCACGGUUUUCUUCCAAACUAUGUGCAUAUGGACUGUUGCCAGAUAACACCAUUUCAGUAUGACCAUCAUUUACCAACCAUGGCCUGUUGUGUAGAAGUGAAUAGGACAAAAUAAGAAUUGACUCCUGUGUGAGGGUAUACAUUAGAUGAACAAAUGACAGGUCAUGUGAACCUUUGGUGAAACCUGUUGACAUUGUGAACACCAAGCCCACAUCCAGAUCUGCCCAAAGCCUUCCUAUUUUGCUUUAAACCCCAUCCAUUUUAUGUCUUGAAAUCUAGGACUGGCCUGGGAGCACCAGGACUUUUGUUAGGUACAGAUUAAUUUAACUGCUGAUUUGAAGUAUGCUGUAGUGGUGCAGAGUGCAAAAAACACAGUGCACCACGUUUCCAAGCAUGCUAUAGCAAUUGCACCUGCUGAUAUCAUGGGCAAAUCUUGUUUGAAUGGUGUGCAUCUGAGAGCAAGGUUAGGCCACCACAAAUGGGGCAGCACAUUGUUGUAAUAUGGGUGCUCACUUGCACACCACUAACUAGCAUUCCAUUCCAUAGGUGCAAGGUGCAGCAGGAGCCUUGUUUUUAAUUUCACCUCAAAGCAGGUAUAAAGUACAAGAGUCAUAUGCCUAAUGCGCCUUGCACUAAGAGCAUAGUUAGGCACAAGUGUUUUAACUAUCACCGGUUUGCAAUCAGUGCGCCUACCCUGGGGUGUUUUUCCAAGGUAAGAACCUUUCCUCAAGCAGCACCUUUGCCUCACCUGGUAACUUUAAGAAAAGUUAACAGAAAGUCAGCUCUUCUAGUGCAGAAAAUGCCAUUGCACUCCCUUCACUAGAGAUGUGCCCAGCAUUGGGGAUGCUCCAGAAAUGUCCCUGUUUUAUAGAAAAUAAGUCCUUUGGUGUCAGUACCCCACUGCAGCCACUUCCUCUGUCUCCCGUUAUUAAACAAUGCAGAUUGGCUAUAGGCAGCAUGCACAUGGUUAAAGCCCUCAUUUCCCUACAAUUAAUACCAGAUGAACAUCAGGGGGCACAGGGGAAUGACAGGAGUUGCAGUGAGGGUUAACAAAUAUUUUUAUAGAAACAGUGGGCUAUAAGUGAGUAAAAGGAUUUGCUUUUAUUUUAGACUUCUCUGUGUUAUUUUACCUUCCUGGCAGAUUCUCCUGGUUCUCUGUUGCGAGGCUACUGUGAAACCUAUGAAAGUGUUUCUGAUCAGCCACUCAUGAACAAAACAUGUUUGUUUUAAGCAUUUUAUAAUAUGGCAACUCUUACUCUUACACACACACACAAGUAAUGUUUAUUAGACCUGGUUUCCUAUUAGGCUCCUUAGCAUUGGCAAAGAAUAUUAUUUGUAGGUUUGAUGCAAACAUUACCUCUCCUGCACAGAAAGCCAGCGGCCCCCAUUAGAGCAGUGAUGUGUUGCUUUCUGUGCGUUUGUAAGCAUGUAGUGACGAAGGCUACAGGAAUGUUGGUGGGAAGAAGCAAUUGCAUUAAUGUCAUUCACAGGAACUGGCUGGUAUGUUAAAGGCAUAUGCACUUGUUUAUAAGGGUGAAUUGCGUGAUACUUGCUUGUUUGUCCCAGAUUCCCAACCGGUACAUGAAAACCUAUCCAAACACAUUUUUUGACCUUUAAUAUAAUUUUAAAAACAAAAUGUAUGCAGUUAGCUCCAAAGUAGUUUCACUGUUUUUCCAUUCAUUUCACUAUGUAUAUUUGUCUUUAAUGCAUGUAUGUUAUGCAACAUACUGUACGUAAACAGACAUUUCUAACCUGGAAAACUCUGACUACUUGUGAACUACAAUUCUAAGCGCUUCCUUAUAGCAAGGGUAUUCUGGGAGUUGUAAUUUAACAACUGGUAGAUAAACAUUUGGACAUCCCUGAUUUUAAACCUCAUUGCCUAUCUCCAAAUCCAGAAACCCUUAUAGAUAUGUGUGUUAACAUGCUGAGGAUUGUGCAUAGCAUCUGUGUGGGGAGGUUUUUUUGACAGUAGGUCAGAAGGAGGCUUGGUGCUUCCAUUGCACACACAUCGUUCCAUCCCUUCCUUACCUUUGUUUUAGCUGCACCAUUCUAAGAGACAUGGGCUCAGCAGUGCAUUUAGAUCUAACUCACUGGAGGAGAGAAGAGCCCUAGUGAUACAAUUACCAUCAUAUACUGAGCAGCCACAGAAAGCUAUAAUGUGCUGUGUAUUCGGUAUCUAAGGAACAGUGCAUUAACCAUUAGAAUAUUACUGAAAGCGUGGGCUUGUUUAUAAAGGCACUAUAUUUUCUUGUUCCAUACAUUAUUGGUAUAUUAGCUUUUUUAAGAAUGGUUAAAUAUACGCCAGACCUAACAAAUAUCUGUUAGGUUACUAGGUCAGUUACUCAAAAAAGCCAGCCAGCCAGCCCACCCCUGCACAAAGGACAAGUGAUGUGUGCAAAAUUGUGGGUCAUGGAUCACCCUUGACCAGUCGUGUGCCCUCUGUUCCCUGGGUUUCCCCAUGAUUGUUGGGUCUGCCCCUGUAUAAUUAUGCCAAUGAAGUCAGCUUUAGUUAUUCUUUCACACCUUGAACCAGUGCAGCAACAAUAUUUUGGAUAUACAACAGAUAUAAGUGCACUGGAAUGUAUAAGGUGUCUUUCAGGCAUGGUGUGUUCCCAACCAGUGAAUUACACAGGUAGAGUGAGUUUUACAUGAUCAUAAAGGAACCAAACCCAUGGGUCUUAUUCCUUGUCCAUUGGAUACCUAAGCAAAAAAACUCCUUAACGUGACUGAUGAUUGACAUUUAAAAGGGGGAUAUAUAUUAUAGUGUGUAAGCCAACAUCACCUUGCCCAUAGCAACCAAUGAAAUCUUUGCUUUUGAUUUCUAACUUGUAGGUGACUGUUUAAAUCUAAUUGCUGAUUGGUUACUAUGGGCUUACACACUAUAAUAAAUAUGCCCCUUACUGUGAAACACACAGAGAGGGCUACUGCUUAUUGGUCAAAGGCAACACUGGGUAAGUCAGAGAAACAUAUUUAUCAAAGGUGGAAGUAAAAAGCUUUGUAAUACUCUGAAUUCAAUUUCAUUCAUAAUAUAGGGCUAGAUUCAGUUCAGUGAGAGAAAGUGAUCUUAUGGUUUAACAUGUGAAAACUCAUGGAUGAGAUUAAGUUUUUCCAAUAGAAUGUGACAACAUUUUUUUACGUGACAAAUUGCGACAAUAGAUUUUCUGAAUUGAAUUGCUUUGCAUUUCACAUUGAAUCUCAUUCAUGAGUUUUCACAUAAACCUUUUUCUCACUGAAUUGAAUCUAGCCCCUUGUGUGAGAAUUUCACUUGUUUUUUACCAGUUUCCCUGCUCCCAACUGUGUCUGACUAGGGAAGAAUACUGCAUGCUGGGAGCAGGAAGAGGUAACCUUCCCAACCUUGCUGGGCAAUAACAUGGGCAACUUUAUUUAGCAAAAUGCAUGGGAGCUAGUGAUACAACAUGCUCCUUUGCAAAUACAUUAAGAUGUUGUCAAGCUCAUUUUGACAUUUGACAUUAAUGGUCAGCUGUGGCCUUACUCAUACACUUUGUUUGUGUGUAUCUGAUAGUGUUGUUUAACGGUGCUGUGAAGCAAUGCUGCUAGGGUCCUUCUCACAUGUAACUGACACAAUGCAUAGAUUGCUGCUAUAAAUACCAACGAUAUCCUCUCUAGUUUCUCAUUCUGGAAGAUGCCACAGAUACCAGUGUAUCACGCUUCAUAGGAUACAGUGCUCAGAUAUGCACUUAAGCACAUUGCUGUUUAUAGGGCUAUGGUACAAUGGAGUAGCACCGGAAACUUAACACCACCCCUGGAGAAAUCAAUGGUGGGUGGCAGGUGAUGUGCUUCCCCAGCAGCUGGAAUCCACCAGCAGAGAAAAAUGCCCUUGUGCUAUUAGACUUAAAUGAUUCCUAUAACAGGCCAUUGCUUAUUGUCCUUCUCAUAAACAAUACCAAUAUCACUACAAGGAAGGUCUUGUUUUAGACUCUACUGUUAUUUUUAUUUCAGAAUGCCUGGGAUCCAAAUAGUCUACAUGAGAUGAAUUUCAUGCUGUAACAGGGAAGGUCUCAUUGUAACAGGUCUUUCCCACUCUUUGACUCAUAAAGGUUUUGUGUUGGGCUCAGUAUUCAGCCAAACAUUUGGGGAACAUUUGGUAUUUGGCUGAAUCCUAACAAUCAGUUUGGUGCAUCCAUCAUAGUUGUCUUAAAUGCCUUCUGUUUCCAACCCAAUGUUAUAUUUCAUGCCUCUAGAUAGUGUUGUACUAUACCCUCAACUGUCCUUGUUAGGGAAUGGUGGGAGUUGUAGCUUAACAAUAGCUGAUGGCAUACAAGUUAGCUGUUAUUUCUGUUUUAUCUUCUUAAGGGCUUUAUGGACAUUUACAGCAUGUGUUGCCUUUCUGUAAGUCGGGUAUUUAGGUCCUUGUUUAGUCUUGUAUAGCAUUGGUAUUGUUUCAGCUGAAUGUGUCAUGAAAGGGCAUGCAGAAAUACUUACAUAGAUCUAUGUGUGAUGCUUUCUUUAUGAAAGGAGCUGCCAUGUAGCAUGCAGGGCAUAGGAAACAUUUGCCUCUGUUAUUGCUUUACCCCUAUCCGAGGAUGUGGAGAAAGAUGCUUCUCUCUGGUGAAAAAUAUCACUUACGUACUGUAUGAGAAAGCCUUUCUAUGCAUGUAUGUAUGUACAGUAUACACAUGCCAGUGUUGUACCAUUCUCUAUUAUUUCCAUAUGUUUCAUUUAUGUUUCAUAUUAAAAAUUAUUUUUUUAAAUCA
This is a messenger RNA of Xenopus tropicalis (tropical clawed frog), 6905 nucleotides long. It is a transcript of the gene rnf150, whose product is annotated as ring finger protein 150. Lineage: Eukaryota; Metazoa; Chordata; Amphibia; Anura; Pipidae. The record is from RefSeq and is marked validated. Gene Ontology annotation, cellular component: membrane.